GGUCUUCGUCGGUCAAAAGUCCAGCAUACAGGAUCAUCUGCCGUCUUGUGCGAUAUUAAAAUUUGGCGUCAGAGUCAAUAUUUUCUUACCUUCCUCGACCGACAAUCUCAAUUGAAAUGACAAUGAUGCGUUAAUACACCAGAGCUCAUAUGAUUAUGGAGAUUUUAGAAUUAAAAGACGUCAAAGCUGUUCCAGAUAUUGUUCAUCUGUACCCCGACAACGUGAAAAAUGAGUCACUUCCACUUGUCAUUGACAACGGUUCCUAUAAUUGCAGAGUGGGUUGGGCAACUACAAAAGAGCCACAACUUAUAUUCAAGAAUCUAAUUGCAAAGCCUCGAAAAGAAAGAGGCAAAAAAGAUGGUGAUAUCCUUGUUGGAAACGAUAUUGUCAAUAUUGAAGCAGUCAGAUUUCAAUUGAAAACACAAUUCGAUAAAAAUGUUGUAACUCAUUUUGAAGCUCAAGAACAAAUAUUCGACUAUACGUUCACUCACAUGGGUAUCGAUACUGAAGGAUCUGUCAAUCAUCCUAUCAUAUUGACUGAAACAUUCUUAAAUCCUAACUACUCUAGAAAUUUGAUGACAGAAUUACUGUUUGAAUGUUACAAUGUUCCUUCAAUCGCAUAUGGAGUUGACUGUUUAUUUUCUUAUCUACACAACAACUGUCCUUCAGAUGGAUUAAUUGUGAGUAUAGGAUAUCAAGCAACACUCAUUAUUCCUGUACUUGGUGGAAGGGCAGAUACAUCAAAUUCCAGGAGAAUAAAUUUGGGUGGCUAUCAUAUGACAUCCUAUAUGCACAGGCUAUUGCAAUUGAAGUAUCCUGCCCAUGUUAAUGCCAUUACUCCAAGUCGAUCCGAGGAGCUCAUUCAUGAUCAUUCAAUGGUAGCACUGCAGUAUCAGAAGGAAAUCCUAAUGUGGGCUGAUGCAGAGUAUUACGAUAGUAACGUACUUAGAGUGCAACUACCGUAUGUCGCUCCAGCAACUACACCGGGUCUUACAUUAGAACAACAAAAGGAAAGGAAACGCGAGCUUGCUAGGCGGUUAAUGGAAAUUAAUGCAAGGAAACGAGAAGAAAGAUUAGCAGAAGACGAAGAACAAUUAAAUCAAUUGUUAGCUGUUCAAGACUUACUGGAUGAAGGAGAAACAGAAGAAUUUGAAGAAGCUCUGAAAACUUAUUCGCUUACAAGCGAAGCCGAUUUGAUAAAGACAAUCGAUCAUUUACAAGCCAAAGUAGAAAGAACUCGACAGAAGAUUGUAGCCGCUAAUUCUCAAGAGGAAACUCUGGUGACGGAAGAGCAGAAGCCAAAAGUAAAACCAAAUUUACAACCAAAAGACCAUCAAGAUUUUGGUGAAUGGAUAGCCGGUGUGAGAAGGAAAAGGCAGGAAAUUAUAGAGAAAAGAACAGCAAAACGACAACGUCGUCAAGAUAUGGCCAAACGAAGAACCGCAGCUGCUCAAGAAAGAAUGAGAAUAAUUAGCCAGCUUGCUAGGAAAGACAAAAGAGACGACGAUUUUGGCAUGAGAGACGAAGACUGGGAUGUUUACAAAGCGAUUAAUAAGGAAGGCGGUGAUUCCGAUUCAGAAUUAGAACAAGAAAAAUUAAUGGAGCUAGAGAACGUGUUGAGACACCACGAUCCCGAGUUCGAGAAUGCAAGCAGUGGUCACGUACAGAUGGUACCUGGAGAAACGCAUCAGUUACAUGUGGGCGUUGAACGAUUAAGGGUGCCUGAAAUUCUAUUUCAACCAGCAAUGAUUGGUUUGUCGGAGUCCGGACUAGUCGAAACCAUCGAGUUUGUGCUGAGGGGUUACACGCCCGAGGAGCAAAAUCGUUUGGUCAGUAAUGUAUUUCUGACAGGAGGAUCGGCCGCCUUUCCCGGACUGUUGCAGCGGUUGCAACGAGAUCUUCGAGAGAUAAGGCCUUUUCAAUCGGAAUUCCGAGUGAGCGUAGCAAAGAAUGUCAGCUUAGAUGCUUGGUAUGGAGCUAAGGACUUCGGGCUGAACAGUGAUUUGUCCGAGUACUUGCUGAGCCGCGACGAUUAUGAGGAGAAAGGGCCCGAAUGUUUGAAAUCGCACUCGGCGAGCAAUUCAUAUCUGUCGUCGCCCGAUCCGCUACCAUCGCAACAAGUAGCAGCUUUGUCCGAGCAGAUCACGGCGGAAGAUGCAACGAACGAGAUCGACGUCGAAUGAAGACUACCAAAUGUGAAUUAGGCGAGCUUGGACACAUUACAUGUACAUAUAUAUAUAUCACUUAUUCACUUCGAGGUUUUCAUCAAUAAGAAUAAAAAACAAGGCUUCUGUUUUGUCU
Phymastichus coffea is the source of this 2301-nucleotide messenger RNA. It is a transcript of the gene Arp5, whose product is annotated as actin-related protein 5. The record is from RefSeq and is a predicted model, not a curated record. Bases 150 to 2183 code for a protein of 677 amino acids. The transcript is spliced from 8 exons. Gene Ontology annotation, biological process: regulation of DNA-templated transcription. Gene Ontology annotation, cellular component: Ino80 complex; cytoplasm. NCBI's taxonomy places the organism in Eukaryota, Metazoa, Arthropoda, Insecta, Hymenoptera, Eulophidae.